GUCUAACGAGGCAAGCUUAUAUAGUGCGCGCGCAGCGAGACUGCCACCAUUUGCGUUUGUUGUUCCUGGGCAGAAACACCGCGCCGCCAUCAUGUAUCGUCUGCUCUCGUUCGCCGUGCUGCUCCUGGCUUUGCACUGUGCCCUGGCGAUGCCGGACCACCCGGCGUCAAUGCGCAUGUCUGGAGAGCUGUCCCACGAGAUGGACAUGCACAACGACACGGCCGCCAAUGCCACAAACACAAGCAGCAGCGCAGAGGAUGACGAUGAUGACAACGCCGAUGACGAUGCCACUGAUGACGAGGACGACGAUGAUGACGAGAUCCAUGUGGAAGGCAAGAGUUUUUCAUGUCCAACAAGGCGGCCUGAGGUCGUCGAGAUAGAGCAGCAGUGCAUGGCCGAGUACAACGAAAUGAAGAAAAAGAAGAAGGACGCCCCCUGCAUGGCUCCACCAACUAAAGACAUAUUUGUGAUUCAAAAGGAGGCACCCAAUGCUGCAACAAUCAGGUUGGAAACAGUACCUGAUACAGCCUCCUCAGAAGAGACAACACAUUCACCAGGACAUAAGCACCAUGCUCACAUGUCUUUCUACUACCACUGUCUUCUGAAAAAGCUGGAUUGGCUUAAUGAAGCUGAAGUUCCCAGCAAGUCUAAGAUAGAAGCAUGGUUAGCAACAAAUGUAACAGAUGCAACACAAAGAGAGCAGACAAAGCAACGAGUAAACCACUGUCUUUCUGAAUCGAAAGAUGAAACUGAAGGUACUGAAAGUAGCACUGAAAGUACUGAGGAAACUGAGAAAAGCACAGAAUCAUCUUCUAAGAUGCAAGACCAAAUGAAGUGUGAUUUUUCAAAGACGCUGUUGUGCUGCCUUAACCAUGUUGAGUGUCCUAUCAUCAAGUACCCAUAAAAUCAAGAUGUAUGAAGAUAUCAGUAGAAAUUGAAUGUCUGCCAAUUCACUUACACUUCUGUAAGGUAAC
This is a messenger RNA of Schistocerca americana (American grasshopper), 974 nucleotides long. RefSeq lists its product as uncharacterized. The record is from RefSeq and is a predicted model, not a curated record. Bases 92 to 904 code for a protein of 270 amino acids. Gene Ontology annotation, molecular function: odorant binding. NCBI's taxonomy places the organism in Eukaryota, Metazoa, Arthropoda, Insecta, Orthoptera, Acrididae. The transcript has 9 exons.